AUGUCCAGCACGCAGACCAUUACCGCUGAAAAUGUCACAACUCUUUUCCCAGAGGUUCACACUCGUCUGAUCGGCGCCGACCUUCCUCCUAACACAACCAACAGCACUACCAUCGAUGCACAGGAUGCCGACCUCUCGGGCUAUGAUACAGAACAAAUCAGGCUCAUGGACGAGGUCUGUAUAGUGCUAGACUACAACGACAACGCCAUCGGCACAGCCUCGAAGAAAGACUGCCAUCUUAUGACCAACAUCAACAAGGGUCUCCUACACCGAGCCUUUAGCACCUUCCUCUUCCACCCAGAAAGCAAGAAGCUACUUUUGCAGCAACGCGCCACUGAGAAAAUCACAUUCCCGGAUAUGUGGACGAACACAUGCUGUUCACAUCCUCUAGCACACCCUAGCGAGACUGGCCUGGGAGACCUGAUCAGCAAUGUCGAAGGUGCCAAAAGAGCCGCGAUAAGGAAACUCGACCAUGAACUUGGUAUACCGCCCAAAUACGUUCCGAUCGAAGGCUUCGAGUAUCUAACCAGAAUACACUAUCUGGCACCUUCGGACGGAAAGUGGGGUGAGCACGAGAUUGACUACAUUCUGUUUGUGGAGGCAGACCCGGAGCUAAAUGUCAAUAAGAACGAGGUCAAGGAUGUGAGGUGGGUCAGCAGAGAUGAGUUGAAGCAGAUGUUCAAGGAUGCUGAGACAGGAACUGGAAAGGACAAGAACUUGAAGUAUACUCCUUGGUUCAAGCUGAUAUGCGAGAGCAUGCUGUAUCAGUGGUGGGAGUCUUUAGAAAAAGGUGAAUUGUCGAAGAUUACUGCCGAGGAGACGAUUAGGCGCAUGUGA
Molecule: messenger RNA, 837 nt
Organism: Lithohypha guttulata
Lineage: Eukaryota; Fungi; Ascomycota; Eurotiomycetes; Chaetothyriales; Trichomeriaceae
Gene: IDI1
Product: isopentenyl-diphosphate delta-isomerase idi1
Exons: 1
Coding region: 1-837 (278 amino acids)
Biological process (GO): isoprenoid biosynthetic process; isopentenyl diphosphate biosynthetic process
Cellular component (GO): cytoplasm
Molecular function (GO): isopentenyl-diphosphate delta-isomerase activity
Source: RefSeq, a predicted model, not a curated record